Molecule: messenger RNA, 957 nt
Organism: Phaeoacremonium minimum UCRPA7
Lineage: Eukaryota; Fungi; Ascomycota; Sordariomycetes; Togniniales; Togniniaceae
Product: putative poly(3-hydroxybutyrate) depolymerase protein
Exons: 3
Coding region: 1-957 (318 amino acids)
Molecular function (GO): feruloyl esterase activity
Source: RefSeq, a predicted model, not a curated record
AUGGCUGCCGCGUUGCAAUUAGUUGCCCUUGUCGCGGGUCUUGCGGGAGCAUCACAGGUCGUUCUGUCUGAAGAACCGGCCGUAGGAAACGUCGCUUAUGUCCUCCCCACAGAGCGCACGUUUCUACUCAAUAUACCGACCACGUACUCACAUGAUGAACAGUAUCCUCUUGUUUUGUCUUUCCAUGGAGCCGGCGGUUUCAGUGAGAAGCAGCAAAGAGUCACUGAGCUAUCUGAUCCAUCGCUAAGCAUCGGAGGAAAGCCAUUCCUUACAGCGUACGCGCAAGGCGUAAAUAACACAGAAUGGAACAUGACACAUAUUUGGAAAGGAGCGCCUUAUGAGAACACGACCGUCGAUGAUAUCGCGUACGUCUACGAUAUCCUCUCCACCGUAUCCUCGACCUACAACAUCGACAAGUCGCGCAUUUAUGCCUGCGGCAAGUCCAAUGGCGGGGGCUUCACCGCGCUCCUGGCCUGCCGCCCCGACACCUCGUCCGUCUUCGCGGCCUUCGCGCCCGUCUCGCCGGCGCUGUACCAGGGCACGUACGCCUUCUACAACUGCACGCCCUCGCGGCCGGUGCCGAUCCUGCACUCGCACGGGGUCGAGGACCGCAUCACCGAGUUCCUGGGCCGCGACCCGCUGGGCGGCUCCUUUGGCCCGGAGCCCGACGCCCGCCUGUGGCGCCGGCAGUGGGCGGAGCGCAACGGCUGCGCGGGGCGCUACGCGGGCGCGUGGCCGGAGCCGGACUCGGUCGCCGAGGUGCACCCCGGCGCGUGGGAGGAGGUGUGGGACUGCCCCGGCGGCGCGGAGGUGCGGGGCCUGACGGUCGAGGGGCUGGGCCACGCGUGGCCGUCGACGCUGGGGCUGGACUUGGCCGGACGCCCGAACCAGACGGCCAACUUUAACUUUACGAGCCAGCAUUUGGUGCAGUUCUUCUCGAGGCACAAGCUGGAGUGA